AUGGGCAAAUCCAUAGACGAUUUGCGAAAGAGGGGCAAACACUUGUAUGAAAAUGGAAAAUACCGUGAGGCGAAGGUUGUUUAUGAGGAAAUUCUAACACACGAACGGGUGGAUGAUCGUUCAACUGUGCUAUCCAACAUCGCUUUGUGUUUAUUCAAUGUAGAUGAAUUUUUAGAAUGUGUAAUGAAGUGUCAAGAGGCGUUGGACGUGGAUCCUUUCAACUAUAAAGCGGCCUACAGGUUAAUGUUGGCCAGAGAAAAACUUGGCCAAAUAGAUUUGGCACUUGAGGCUGGAAAGAAAUGUGUCCAAAUUGCCAAGGAUGAAAAACACCAUUUACCUUUACUCGCCCGACUCACACGAAAAUGGGAGGGCUAUUUGCAAAGUCUCAAAAAUUUACUAGAGUCACAGACCAUUGACACGAAGGAUCUAGUGAAAUUGUUGGAGUUGGUAGAUCCACAGGAUGUAGAUUCUGAACUAUUCAUACGAGUAAUAAAGGCAUCACAUGGUUUGGAUAAGGCUACAAAGAUUAAAUGCUGGAAUUUUGUUUUCAAAUGUUCAGCAUCAAAUGGACAUUUGGAUGAUUUACUCGACUAUUUAAAACGCUGUAGCCAAUUGAACGACUUGCUGUCUGACGUUGACAUAUCGCAAAUUAUUUUAUCAAUGCUUCAUACAUGUCAUUUUGAAAAUUCCACUUUUUGGUGGCUCAUGAUUAAGUCAAUAGGGUACAAGCACCUGAUUGAAUGCGUGUUUACAUGUGUCACAAAUGCCAGUCAGAAUAAAGUGACCAAAAGUACAGGCCACUGGGUGCAGGAAAUCCACGUGUUAUUUGAACAUUUGUAUAACUUGAUUGAUGAAUACCCAGUGUCGGUUAAGCCCGCGUUGAUUGCCUUGCUAAAACAUGAUGCAUUUUCAAUUGAUAUGUUGAAGCUUUUAUUCAAUGAAGAUAUCACUAGGACAUGGAUCGUGUGUAUGGACUCGUUGUUCCUGGCUAAAAGAGAUGUGGCCAGAGAGAUAAUGUGUGGAAACUCCUUUGUCAAGCAAAUACUAGCCACCGACGACAUCACUAGAGAACAUAUAUUGCUAUUAUCAAAAUGUGCAGAUUUUACAGAGAUGCGAAAGGAAAUAUUGGAGGAUGUGGAGGGGUUGACAAGGUUAGUUAAAAAGUUUGGUCCUAAAUCGUAUGUUAUCAUUGGUAAAUUGCUAAUUCACAGCAAAGAGGUGGAGCAGGAGAUAUCUUCCAGAGUAAGAAUAAAGGAUGACUUCAUAAGCCUGUUGGAAAUGGAUUUUGAGGAUGAACUGGUGCUACAGUCACUAGUGUUAAUCUCUCUACACAAAGAUAGCAAAAAUGCAUUUUUGAGGUGCGAUACUAAGAAACUUGUAAGUAUGGCUUCUAAGAUGGAAACGCGCUUUCAGCGAUUUUUAUUCACAUCAUUUUUAUUAAACCUAUCCAUGGGAGAGGAUGAUAGGAAGGAAAUGGACACAAUCAUGCGUAGUAAGGAUAUUUCUUAUGAGCAAGCUGAUAUGCUUGGAAAUAUAUACAACCAACUGCCUGAACUGGCCAAGAGCAUAGAGAAUGACUACUUUAUUUUGGGUUCACAAUCCACAGCUUAUGAGGUUUCCAAACAAAUAAUUACAUAUGAUUCAGGUAUUAUGCUGAAAAUUAUGUCAAAAUGGCCAUUAAUUGACUCAUUGGCAGCGCUAUUUAUGCUAUAUUCUGCAUGCGCUGAGCUUAGACACUUGCUACUGGCAUGUGGUGUUAUGGGUUGGAUUAUUAAGUAUUUAAAUGCAACUGAGGGGAAUGUCAAAAGGUAUUAUGGCAGAACAUUGAUUAGAAUUUGUGCGACAAGUAACCCGAAACUUCUAAGUUAUAAAGACUCUCUGGAUUCAGUUUCGCACAUUGUGAAGUACCUGGAAGAUACCCAUGAAUUGUAUCAGUAUGAAGCAGCAUUGGCACUUACAAACAUUGCUUCUAUAAGUGCAGAUACUAGGGAUAGAUGUAUAAGUUGUAAUGCUUGGGAAAAGCUUGGGGAUCUACUGUUCAGCGACAAUGAGAUGUUAAAGGCCGCUGGCAUGGAGGGCUGGUCCAACCUCUGUUUGGAUGUCGGUGGGAAGAUACACCAAAUGUACUAUAGGAAGUUACGACGCAUAAUUUCACAAAAAAGUGAUAAGUUAUUUGAACUCAAUGUUAUGUUCGCCUUCAUAGCCGAUUAUAAAACUUCAAUGAGGAGUGCAUCGGCUGCAGCAAGCGCAGUUGCACUGCUUUCUAUGGAUUUACGAAUCGCAAGAAUGAUUACUCGAAUUAGCAAUUUUUCCAACCUAUUUGACGUAGCUAAGUCAGCUAAGGAUGUUGGGUUACUAGAGCGUAUAUUCACAACAUUCACCUGCAUAUUCCAACUAGACCCAGUAGACACUGUUGGAGAUCAUGAUUCAAAUUGUGACAGCGUAGAAGUCAAAGGAGAUAGUUAUAAUGAUAAAAAUGGUCCUACAAUAAUAGAAAUAGACGUGUCUAGCGUUCAAGAUGAAAUUAAGAAGGUCGCUAAAUCCAGAAAGUACCCCCAACAGUUAGAAUUAUUGGUGAAUAAAAUACUGAAUAGUAUUAAAUUUUGA
This is a messenger RNA of Babesia microti strain RI, 2607 nucleotides long. RefSeq names its product tetratricopeptide repeat family protein, putative. The record is from RefSeq and is a predicted model, not a curated record. The transcript has 2 exons. NCBI's taxonomy places the organism in Eukaryota, Apicomplexa, Aconoidasida, Piroplasmida, Babesiidae. Bases 1 to 2607 code for a protein of 868 amino acids. Gene Ontology annotation, molecular function: protein binding.